AUGGACUGUAAGGCACUUGCCCAAUAAACUGCUCAAGAAAUUUUAGGUUACUAUCAAGAUACAUCAGGCUGGAAAGUGGUUAAGACUUCAGUAAUUAUUUGUGGAUUUUUAUUCCCCUUUGAGAAAAAGGUAACUGUUUCCAGCAAGGCUUCUAAGAAAUUCCAUGGAAAUCUAUAUCGUGUUGAAGGAAUAAUUCCAGAAUCAACAUCUAAACUAUCUGAUUUCCUCUACAAACCUGAAAACAGGGUCACAUGGGACAAAUCAUUGAAAAUGUACAGCAUGGUACAAAAAAUUGAUUCGGACACAGUCAUAUGUCAUACCAUUACACAAAGUUUUGCCAUGGGCUCAAUAUCCCCCCGAGACUUUAUCGACUUAGUGUAUUUGAAGCACUGCGAAGGGAAUAUCGAUAUUAUCAGUUCUACUAGUGUGGAUUUUCCAGCAUAUCCUCCAUCUUCAAAUUAUAUCCGUGGUUAUAACCAUGCUUGUGGCUAUAUGUGUUCACCUCUGCAAGAGAACCCAGCAUAUUCCAAACUAGUGAUGUUUGUCCAGACAGAAAUGAGAGGAAAAUUGGCCCCAUCAAUAAUUGAAGCAACCAUGCCUUCCAAUUUAGUAAGCUUCCUCCUCAAUGUAAAGGAUGGAGUAAAACACAAAAUUCCAUCAGGACGUGGAUGUCAUCAUGAUGGGCAUUCGUCAUUCCUAAAGGAGAAAUGAGGCC
Messenger RNA from Lagenorhynchus albirostris (white-beaked dolphin), 715 nucleotides. It is a transcript of the gene STARD6, whose product is annotated as StAR related lipid transfer domain containing 6. Lineage: Eukaryota; Metazoa; Chordata; Mammalia; Artiodactyla; Delphinidae. The record is from RefSeq and is a predicted model, not a curated record. Gene Ontology annotation, molecular function: lipid binding.